Messenger RNA from Coccidioides immitis RS, 883 nucleotides. RefSeq names its product rhodanese domain-containing protein. Gene Ontology annotation, cellular component: mitochondrion. The record is from RefSeq and is a predicted model, not a curated record. Bases 64 to 723 code for a protein of 219 amino acids. Lineage: Eukaryota; Fungi; Ascomycota; Eurotiomycetes; Onygenales; Onygenaceae. The transcript is spliced from 2 exons. Gene Ontology annotation, molecular function: thiosulfate-cyanide sulfurtransferase activity.
AUCGAACAUCGGCAGAGCAGCCUUAUUAUUGAUAUUGCCUUCAAGGGAGUGAUCGGCUGCACAAUGGCUUCAAAGCGCGCAAUUACAUCUUUCUUCUCACCUAAGGGCGUCGCAUGUGCCCCGCGGGCAGUUUCGCGGGCAUCACCCCUCCGCCUCGCCGCCAUACGCUCCCAGCCGCAGGCUGUCCCGCGAGCAAGUCUCCAAACGCGAGUCAUCCCCCAAAUCCGCCUCUUCUCCGGUUCCACCGCCCGGUUCAACGCUCCCAGCAAUUCCAGCGCAAAAGAUCAACCCCAAUUCAAGCAAUGGAACUUCGACGACAUAACUUCCCAAAUCACCAAGCCUACCAGCAAACCUACCAUCUUCAUCGAUGUUCGCGAACCCAAGGAGCUCGUAUCCACCGGCAUAAUCCCUUCCUCCCUCUCGAUCCCACUCAACUCCCAACCCGACGCUCUCUUCCUUACCCCCGAUGAAUUUCUCACCCGCUUCGGCUUCUCCAAACCAGGAAUCCCGCAAGCCACAUCCAACGGCGCUAGCACUGAUGCGCACGCGGCAGAUGCCGAUAUUGUGUUUUACUGCCGGGCUGGAGUGCGCGCGCGGGCGGCGGCGGAAUUGGCGGUGCAGGCAGGGUACGAUAGGUCGAGAAUUGGGGUGUAUGAUGGGUCGUGGUUGGAUUGGGAGAAAAAGGGAGGGAAGGUGGAGAAAUUGGAAGGGCAAGGAGAGUGAAUGAGUUAUUUAUCGUGAGGUGCGGAGAACGGCUUCUUCAAGGACGAGGUCUUAAAGUCCAUGUAUUGUGGGUACAGUAUGUACGGAGUAUAUAGGAUAGGAGGCAGGUGGGUGUUGCGACGGUUACGUUGGCCGAAGAGUUUUGUAUAUACGGUGGAAU